AUGUAUCAACAUCCACGAAAUCUGAAUCGUGUAGUUACAGAAGGUGACGGUAACAUCUCCAACGGUGGAAUCCAAGUGACCCCAGAUGGGAUUAAUUCCAAUUGGAGCCGGCAAGUUGGCCGGACAACAUUCAUCAGACCACUGCAUCUUUGGGACAAUAGGUCUGGUGAGCUAGCCAGCUUCAGUACAAAUUUCAUGUUUGUCAUCGAUUCAGAUGGAGAUAGUUCGUACGGUGAUGGCCUCACAUUUUUUCUUGCUCAGAAUAACUCUGUGAUGACCGCUGGUAGAGCCAUGGGUCUCCCGGUCAACUACACAACCAAUGAGCCAAUGAGCCCAUUCGUUGCAGUUGAGUUUGAUACUUUCUGGAACGAUAUUGAUGCAGUUGCCUCUGGAAAUGUUACAUUAAGGGAUCAUGUUGGUAUAAACAUCAAUUCUCUAUUUUCUGUUAAAUCUCAUAAAUGGCUAAGCAAUGUAACUGGUGGGGGCAUGUGUCAAGCUUGGAUUGCAUAUGAUUCUGUUUCGAAAAAUCUUAGUGUGUCCUUCACUGGUUAUCAAAAUAAUACGGUGGUGCGUCAAGAUGGACUUGUUUACACGGUUGAUCUCAGGAACGAGUUGCCUGAAUGGGUUAUCUUCGGGUUUUCCGCAGCCACUGGAAAUCAGUCCCAGAAACAUAACGUGAGAUCUUGGACUUUCAAUAGUUCAGAUUUACAGGUUGAUGUAAACAAUGGGAAAAAGUGCAAGGUGGGAUUGAUAGUUGGGAUAUCAGUUCCAGUUACCUUAUUGGUUGUGCUUGCAUUUGUUUGGUGGAGGAAGAAGAAGAGCAGAGAAGAAGAACCAGAAGAUAUGGCAUUUGAUGAAGAGAUGAACUAUGAAUUCGAAAUGGGCACCGGAGCUAAAAGGUUCUCUUACCAUGAAUUAGCUCUGUCAACUUGCCACUUUGCAGAGAAACAGAAGCUUGGAGAGGGAGGAUUUGGUAGUGUUUACAAAGGUUUUUUGAAAGAUUCGAGCACUAACGUUGCGGUGAAAAGGGUGUCAAAGGGUUCCAAACAAAGGAUAAAGGAAUAUGCAUCAGAAGUGAAGAUCAUUAGUCGAUUGAGACACAGAAACCUUGUGCAACUCAUCGGUUGGUGCCAUGAGAAACGAGAACUCCUCCUUGUUUACGAGUAUAUGGAAAACAGAAGCUUAGAUUCACAUCUUUUCGAGGAGAAGAGCGUAUUGACAUGGGGCACAAGGUUCAAAAUUGCCCAAGGCCUUGCUUCUGCUUUAUUGUAUCUGCAUGAAGAAUGGGAGCAAUGUGUUUUGCAUAGAGAUAUUAAAUCUAGUAAUGUGAUGUUGGAUUCGAAUUUUAAUGCGAAACUUGGUGAUUUUGGGUUAGCUAAGUUGGUUGACCACGAGAAAGGCUCGCAGACAACCAUGUUAGCCGGAACCAUGGGGUACAUGGCUCCUGAAUGUGUAGUGACCGGAAGGGCAAGCAAGGAAUCAGAUGUGUAUAGCUUUGGAGUUGUUGCCUUGGAAAUAGCUUGUGGACGACAAUGUAUGAAGUUCAAGGCUGAAGAAAAUAAACAACGGCUACUAGAAUGGGUUUGGGAGCUCUAUGGAAACUAUACCAUUUUAGACGCAGCCGAUCCACGUCUUGAGUUAGAUUUCAAGGUAGAAGAAAUCAAGUGUUUGAUGACAACUGGGUUAUGGUGCGUGCACCCUGACCCAGAACUUCACCCAUCAAUGAGACAGGUGAUUCAAGUAUUAAACUUUGAAACUUCAUUGCCUAUACCCCCAUCAAAGAUGCCACGGGCACCUUACUUGAUUCCCCUCAUCUCUUCAUUAGAUGAAAAUACAGAUUCCUAA
Messenger RNA from Helianthus annuus (common sunflower), 1845 nucleotides. RefSeq names its product L-type lectin-domain containing receptor kinase IX.1. The record is from RefSeq and is a predicted model, not a curated record. Gene Ontology annotation, molecular function: protein kinase activity; ATP binding; carbohydrate binding. Lineage: Eukaryota; Viridiplantae; Streptophyta; Magnoliopsida; Asterales; Asteraceae. Gene Ontology annotation, cellular component: plasma membrane. The transcript has a single exon. The coding region runs from base 1 to 1845 and encodes 614 amino acids. Gene Ontology annotation, biological process: protein phosphorylation.